Molecule: messenger RNA, 1578 nt
Organism: Emys orbicularis (European pond turtle)
Lineage: Eukaryota; Metazoa; Chordata; Testudines; Emydidae
Gene: ENTPD1
Product: ectonucleoside triphosphate diphosphohydrolase 1
Exons: 10
Coding region: 1-1578 (525 amino acids)
Cellular component (GO): plasma membrane
Molecular function (GO): hydrolase activity
Source: RefSeq, a predicted model, not a curated record
AUGGGUGAUGGGAGGAAGGUGACUGGAGCUGGGAUGGGGGGUAUGGGGGAAGUCACAGGUACCAAACCAAGGACAUCCUGGCCUAGAAAGGCCCUGCUCAUCCUCGGGUUCCUCUUUGCUUUGGCUGCGAUUGCCUUAGUUGCGAUGGCAGUGAGUCAGAACAAGCCACUCCCAAAGAAUAUUAAGUACGGGAUUGUGCUGGAUGCUGGUUCGUCUCACACUAACUUGUACGUGUAUGAGUGGCCAGCGGAGAAGGAGAAUGACACUGGGGUGGUGCACCAGGUGGAAGUGUGUAAAGUAGAAGGUCUGGGGAUCUCGGGUUACUCCCAGGACACAGAGAAAGCUGGCCUCUCCCUCCAGCACUGCAUGAAAAGAGCUCAGGAAGUGGUUCCAGAACAGCACCACAGAGAGACCCCUGUCUACCUUGGGGCUACAGCUGGAAUGCGGCUGCUCAGCUUGCAGAACAGAAGUAUAGCUGACAGAGUCCUCUCUGCAGUGGAGAAGACGCUGCGCUCAUCCCCCUUCAACUUCCAGGGUGCCAGAGUCAUCAGUGGUCAGGAAGAAGGAGCCUAUGGCUGGAUCACCAUUAAUUACCUGUUGGGCAACUUCAAGCAGCCUGGCUGGCUGAACUUUCUGCCUCACCUGAGAUCCAGCCGGGGGACAUCAGGGGCCCUGGACCUUGGCGGAGCCUCCACUCAGAUCACCUUUGUACCGGACCAAGAGCCAAUUGAAUCUCAAGAGAACUCACUGCACUUUCGUCUCUAUGGCAAGAACUACAACGUGUAUACGCACAGCUUCCUGUGCUACGGGAAGGACCAGGCUCUGCGCCUGAAGCUGGCCAGUGACCUACAGAGCACACAGAAUGGCAGCCUCCUGGAUCCCUGCUUUCACCCAGGAUAUUUGAGGAUUAUGAAUAUAAGUGACCUCUACACCAACCCCUGUAUAGCUAAUGGUGAGCAGCAGCUUCCAUUCACACAGCUUCACCUCCAGGGGAACGGGGAUUACCAAAGGUGCCGAAUGACCAUCCAGAAGAUCUUCAACACUAGCUAUUGCCCUUACUCCAGCUGCUCCUUCAAUGGGAUUUUCCUGCCUCCGUUACAAGGGGAGUUUGGGGCAUUUUCUGCUUUCUACUUUGUGAUGAACUUUUUAAACCUGACGACAGAGAAGAGCCCAGUCUCUCUAGACAAAGCGACCAGCACUGUGGAAAGCUUCUGCUCCAGACCUUGGCACGAGGUAAAGGCACAAUUUCCCAAGAUAAAAGAGAAGUACCUGAGUGAAUAUUGUUUCUCCGGGACCUACAUCCUCUCCCUCCUGGAGAAUGGCUAUGGAUUCACCAUGGAGAAAUGGCAAAACAUCCAGUUCCUUGGAAAGAUUGGCAGCAGUGACGCAGGCUGGACUCUGGGCUACAUGCUGAACCUGACAAACAUGAUCCCUGCAGAGAAGCCCCCGACACGCCCUCUCUCCCAUGCCAGUUAUGUGGGGCUCAUGGUGUUCUGCUCUCUCGUGUUGGUGGCUGUGCUCCUGCUUAGCUGGCUUGCCUUCCACAAACCAAAGUGCCUGCAGAAGGGACUCAUUUAG